AUGACAACGCUUUCCAUACUCCACUUUAAUGAUGUUUAUCGAGUUACACCGCAAAAGUUGUCGCCGUCAUCUGCAGGGACGUUUGACGUAACACAAUUUUCAGCUCUCUUGGAUGAUCUCCGCAACUCACCUGGCUGGGGAGAGAAUGGCCUCACCUUGUUUUCUGGCGAUGUUUUUUCGCCGUCUCUUGAAAGUUCAGUUACUCGAGGAAGUCAUAUGGUCCCGGUCAUGAACCAGCUCGGCGUCGACGUUUCCCUUACUGGAAACCAUGACUUUGACUUUGGGUAUCCUCAUCUUUCAAAGUUGGUGGACGACACCGCAUUUCCUUGGAUUCUAAGUAAUAUCGCCGAUCGCGCUACGUCUCGGCCCCCUAAGCCUUUCAACGAAUUCAUUGUCUUCGAUCGUGCAGGGGUUCGUGUGGGCAUCAUUGGGCUGGUCGAGAAGGAGUGGAUUGCCACUGUCGCAUCAUGGCCGUCCAAUUUCGUCUUCAAAUCGAUGGCUGAAACGGGGAUCGAGCUCUCCAGACUGCUUCGGGAUCCAAACGGAGAAUACAAAUGCGAUAUCAUCAUCGCUUUGACACACUGUCGGGUACCAAAUGAUGUUGCUCUUGCGAAGGAUUUGCUGGCAUUAUCCCCUGCAGCGCAACAAACUACACAUUUACAUGAUCAGCAUGGCGUAGACCUCAUUUUGGGUGGACAUGACCAUCUUUACUACGUCAGUCGGGGUGUAACCACUUGGGAUAAUUAUGAUCUCACACAGACGGUUCUCGGAGCCGAAUUGGACCUUGGAGACAUUUUGGUCGUGAAGAGUGGGUCAGACUUCCGGGAUUUCAGCGAGCUGGAGCUUGUCCUUCAACGCACUCCGCAGGGAAGCGUUCGGAACCAAGUCAUUUGUGAAAUUGCAGGCAAGAGACACACCGUUGAAGCUGAUACUAGAUCAUCAAAGGCCAUGACAAAUUUGCUCAAGACAUUGUUGUCGUCCGUGUCAUCAACACUUAAGGCACCGGUUUGUAAGGCGGCAGUAACGCUUGAUCUUCGGUCUUACUACAUUCGUACGGCGGAGUCUCCGGCUGCCAAUUGGUUUGCGGAUGUAGUUCGACAUGCGUACGAUGAUGCUUUAUGCGUGGGGGGUUGCGGGGGUGCUGAUGGCGUUUUGAUUUGUGCCGGAACAUUAAGAGGAGAUUCUACUUAUGGUCCAGGUCCCAUUACGCUCGGUGAUAUUCUCGAGAUUCUACCAUUCGAGGAUCCUAUUCUUGUUGUUGAACUUGACGGCGCAACAUUAUGGGAUGCAAUCGAAAGUUCCCUUGGGAUGUGGCCUGCCCAGGAGGGGCGAUUUCCUGUAGUUUCAGGCUUGCGAAUCUCAUGGGACUCUCGUCGACAACCUGGUGAACGUGUUAUUGGGAUUUGGUUACUUUUAGAAGGAGAAAAUGGCCAUAAUAAUGAGAAUGGAGUCCACCUCAAUCUGGAACCUGUCUUGCGUGUCAAGGGAGGCAGGAAAUACAAGAUUGUUACACGAGAAUACAUGGCGGAUGGGCAUGAUGGCUAUGAGGCGCUUCGGGGCAGCCGUCAACUUAUUGAUCAUGAAUCCGGCGAUUUGAUGAGCAGUAUUAUGCGUCGAUAUCUUCUGGGUUCCCAUUUCGUGAACAAGAUGAUACGCUUGAAAGAUCAUUCACACCUCAUUCAGUCCCGAACAAAGGCCGCCAUUUCUCAAGAGCAGUCAAGGCGGAAUAAAGUUCAAGAACAACUUAAGGAGCCGACCAAAGCGAAAAAACAAUGGGAGCGCGCAAUCAACAUGGUCAUUUAUCGCACUAAAUCUCACUAUUGUGAUCAGCUGGCUGUCUGUUCCGCUGAGCAUAUGAGCUCUGUGGAUGCCUAUGAUGGCAAUAGCGCACGGAAGGGACAAGAAAAUAUCUACCAGCCACAGGAAGGAGAUGAGGAUUUGCUUGUGAUAUCCCCAACGAUUGACGAUCGAUUGAAGGACGAAGCUCGAGACUGA
Molecule: messenger RNA, 1995 nt
Organism: Laccaria bicolor S238N-H82
Lineage: Eukaryota; Fungi; Basidiomycota; Agaricomycetes; Agaricales; Hydnangiaceae
Exons: 13
Coding region: 1-1995 (664 amino acids)
Biological process (GO): nucleotide catabolic process
Molecular function (GO): hydrolase activity
Source: RefSeq, a predicted model, not a curated record